Rosa chinensis is the source of this 2265-nucleotide messenger RNA. RefSeq names its product L-type lectin-domain containing receptor kinase IV.1. Lineage: Eukaryota; Viridiplantae; Streptophyta; Magnoliopsida; Rosales; Rosaceae. Gene Ontology annotation, biological process: protein phosphorylation. The record is from RefSeq and is a predicted model, not a curated record. Gene Ontology annotation, cellular component: plasma membrane. The transcript is spliced from 2 exons. The coding region runs from base 223 to 2166 and encodes 647 amino acids. Gene Ontology annotation, molecular function: carbohydrate binding; protein kinase activity; ATP binding.
ACUUUAGUAGGGGGUGACAACGACGGUCAACGGUUGACUCCAAGUGUUAAUCGUAUCUACUCGAUAAGUUCUUCUCGAAGUAAUGUUGGCUGCAUUACUGUUUUUGGGUGGUGGGUAUUGAAUCUGAUGACUCGAUCAGCAAAUGCAAAGACUUGAAAUGAAAGUUCUGAAACUUCAAAAAGACGGCAGUGAGAUGGAUUCAAGAACAUUAUCAGUAUAGCCAUGUAUUUCAAGCUUGUAAUAAUUCUCCUAGUACUUGUCGUAGAAGCAGCUGAAGGUUUCGGCUUCACCUACAAUGGUUUCGAGUCAGUAACCUUCCAAAACGACUCAUGGAGCGGAGUCAUGGUUGAUGGUUUAUUGAGAUUAGAUCAAGGGGAUAUCUUCUACCCCGAGCCAGUAACCUUCAAAAAGGACUCAUCAUCCGGUUCAGAAGUUUCCUCCUUCUCUACCACUUUCGUCUUCGCUAUCAGAUCAGAAUACAAAACUCUCAGAGACCAUGGACUCGCCUUUGUUAUCUUUCCAGACCAGCACAUCCUUUUCAGUGGCUCCGACAAUCGGAAUAUGAGCAAUCAUGUUUUUGCUGUGGAGCUCGACACGAUUCACAGCAAAGAUUCCGUUGACAUCGAUGACAAUCAUGUUGGGAUCGACAUCAAUGGAUUCGACUCUUUGAAGUCAGCAACAGCAGGAUACUACGUUAACAACGACCCAAGGCACCGAAGGAAAUUGAACCUCACCAGUGGUAAUCCAAUGACAGUUUGGGUGGAGUAUGAUGGUGGCCGGAAGCGAAUUAAUGUUUUUUUGGCUCCAAUUGAUGUUGGUAAGAAACCACAAAUUCCACUCUUGUCUUUGAAAUAUGACCUUUCCCCAGUCUUUAACGAAACUAUGUAUAUUGGCUUCUCCGCAUCCUCCAGCUCAGUCAUUACAUUCCAUUAUAUUUUGGGCUGGAGCUUUCAGAUGAAUCGCCAAGCUCAAGAACUUGUUCCUUCACUGCUUCCCAAAUUGCCUAGGAUAGGAGACAAAGAAGUGUCUAAACUUCUGACCUUUGGUGUGCCUGUGAUGGCUGUGAGUUUAGUUAUGCUAGCGAUUUCUCUUGUGGUUUUUGUCAUGAGAAGGAAGAAGUACGCAGAACUACUUGAAGAUUGGGAGCUCGAGUAUGGGCCUCAAAGGUUUAAAUACGAAGAAUUGUAUAGAGCCACUAAAGGGUUUGGAAAGCAAGCGCUCUUGGGUGUUGGGGGAUUUGGUGAGGUCUAUAGAGGUAUAUUACCCAGCUCUAAGCUUGACAUUGCUGUGAAGAGGGUUUCGCAUAAAUCAAGGCAGGGAAUGAAGGAAUUUGUUGCAGAAAUUGUUAGCCUUGGCCGGCUCCGUCACCGGAAUUUAGUACAACUCUUGGGCUAUUGCAGGCGAAAUGGUGAACUACUUUUGGUGUAUUACUACAUGCCUAAUGGUAGCUUGGACAAGUACCUCUACAACCAACCGAAGGUGACUCUCAACUGGAGUCAGAGAUUUAAAGUCAUCAAAGGUGUGGCUUCAGGGUUGUGUUAUCUUCAUGAGGAGUGGGAACAAGUAGUAAUUCACAGAGAUGUGAAGGCUAGCAAUGUGCUACUAGACCAGGAUUUGAAUGGAAGACUGGGAGAUUUUGGACUUGCAAGAUUAUGUGCCCAUGGAACAGACCCUCAAACUACUCAUGUAGCUGGUACACUUGGGUAUUUAGCCCCGGAGCAUGCAAGAACAGGUCGGGCCACCAUGAGCACAGACGUGUUUGCUUUUGGGGCAUUUUUGCUCGAAGUUGCUUGUGGAAGAAGGCCAAUAGAGACACAAGGACCAGAGGAGGAUAUUGUUUUGGCUCAUCGGGUUUUUUCGUGUUGGAAUAGAGGUAAUAUUCUAGAGGCAAGAGAUCAAAACUUGGGUAACGAUUUUGUUGUUGAGGAAGUGGAAUUGGUGCUGAAGCUUGCAUUGUUGUGCUCUUGUUCGCAGCCAGCAACCAGGCCAAGCAUGCGACAAGUGAUGCAGUAUUUGGAGGGUGAUAUUGCUCUUCCGGAGUUGUCACUUCUUCGGCUCUAUUCAAGUGGUUUAGCAUUUGUGAAUGAUGAAGGUUCUGAUGAUGUUGAACUGGCGUAUCAGUGUUCAUAUGUUCCAGAGUCGACUCUCCUAUCAGGUGGUCGCUGAAUCCAAAUCAAGUAUAUUAACGUUCACAGCCGAACACAACUUAUGCUUAUUGCUUGUGCACCUUUGAAUCAUUUGACUGUAUGUACUACUCAAUUUUCA